Priapulus caudatus is the source of this 426-nucleotide messenger RNA. RefSeq names its product rRNA 2'-O-methyltransferase fibrillarin-like. The record is from RefSeq and is a predicted model, not a curated record. NCBI's taxonomy places the organism in Eukaryota, Metazoa, Priapulida, Priapulimorpha, Priapulimorphida, Priapulidae. The coding region runs from base 1 to 426 and encodes 141 amino acids. The transcript has a single exon.
AUGGAGGAAGGAGCGAAGGUCGGACGAAGGAGAAGCUUGGGAGGAGGACGCGGGAUGAAUGGGAGAAGGUCAGGGGGUGGAGGUAGCGAAGCCGGAAAAGCUGGUGCCGAGGAAGCAGGAAGCGGAGAAGAGCCGGAGCAGAAGCGGCAGCUGGCUGCAGCCGAAGGAGGGGGAGAAGGCGAGCAAGCUGGUAGGCAGAAGGGGGAGGGGAGAAUUCUGGUGCGAGAAGGCAGGAGGGGGCAGAAGGAGAAGCUGCCCGUGGCGCAGAAGAAGGCAGGAAGGGCAGAAGCUGGUGCCGAGGAAGGAGGUAAGGGCCGGAGAAGGGAUGCAAGCUGGUGGAGAAGGAGCAGGAGCAAAUGCUGGUGGCAGAAGGCAGGCAGAGGGAGAAGCGAGCAAGCCUGGUGGAGCCCAGGUAAGCCGGCGUAG